This is a messenger RNA of Anisakis simplex (herring worm), 402 nucleotides long. NCBI's taxonomy places the organism in Eukaryota, Metazoa, Nematoda, Chromadorea, Rhabditida, Anisakidae. The record is from the annotation of a GenBank genome assembly.
UUGCAUGUGCACCUCAUCAAUUAUACGCGGCUUCAUUUUCACAUCUUUCAGGGAUUUCAAAAAAUUUACAAACAAUUUUUUCCUCAAGGUGAUCCAUCCGAUUUCGCUUCAUUCGUCUUCAAAGUUUUCGACGAGAAUAAAGAUGGAGCAAUCGAAUUUCACGAAUUCAUCCGGGCGCUCUCCAUAACGUCACGAGGCAGGGCAUUCAAGUUAUACGACUUGGAUAACGAUGGCUUUAUAACACGCAAUGAGAUGCUAUCGAUUGUUGGCAGCAUCUAUAAAAUGGUUGGUUCAACCGUGAAAUUACCCGAAGAGGAGAAUACGCCCGAGAAACGAGUGGAUCGCAUUUUCAAAAUGAUGGAUAAGGUUCAGUUCCAAAAAAAAUCCUCCAACAAUUUCAUU